Molecule: messenger RNA, 516 nt
Organism: Salvia hispanica
Lineage: Eukaryota; Viridiplantae; Streptophyta; Magnoliopsida; Lamiales; Lamiaceae
Biological process (GO): plant-type cell wall organization
Molecular function (GO): structural constituent of cell wall
Source: RefSeq, a predicted model, not a curated record
AUGGAGAAGAGAAUGGCCUCACUAAUCACCACUCUUUUAGUGGUAUUAGUGUCUCUAAUUAGCUUCCCUUCCCAAACCACAGCCGAUGAUUAUAAGUAUGCUUCUCCACCGCCACCGGUGAAGAAAUACUCGCCCCCGCCUCCAAAGAAACCCUACGUCUACAAAUCACCACCACCUCCACCACCGCCAAAGAAACCCUACUACUACAAAUCACCUCCUCCACCGCCACCUCCCAAGAAACCCUACGUAUACAAAUCACCUCCUCCACCACCGCGUCCUAAAAAACACUACGAGUACAAAUCACCACCACCUCCACCGCCUCCUAAGAAGCAAUACGAAUACAAAUCACCACCACCAAAGAAGCACUAUGAGUACAAAUCACCUCCUCCUCCACCACCUCCGAAGAAACCAUACGUUUACAAGUCCCCUCCACCACCACCACCACCAGUUUACAAAUACAAGUCCCCUCCACCACCGCCACCACCGGGAUUUUUUUUCAUGAAAGUUACAUAUUAG